This is a messenger RNA of Vidua chalybeata, 2205 nucleotides long. It is a transcript of the gene GUCY1A2, whose product is annotated as guanylate cyclase 1 soluble subunit alpha 2. Bases 1 to 2151 code for a protein of 716 amino acids. The record is from RefSeq and is a predicted model, not a curated record. The transcript is spliced from 8 exons. Gene Ontology annotation, biological process: response to oxygen levels; cGMP biosynthetic process. Lineage: Eukaryota; Metazoa; Chordata; Aves; Passeriformes; Viduidae. Gene Ontology annotation, molecular function: heme binding; guanylate cyclase activity. Gene Ontology annotation, cellular component: guanylate cyclase complex, soluble.
AUGUCCCGCCGCAAGAUCUCGUCAGAGUCCUUCAGCUCGCUGGGCUCGGACUGCCCUGAGACGAGCCCCGAGGAGGAGGGCGAGUGUCCCCUGUCCCGCCUCUGCUGGAACGGCAGCCGCAGCCCCCCCGGCCCCGCUGACAUCCCCUUCGCCGCCGCCGCCGCGGCCAGCGCCGGGGCGCGCCGCGCUCCGCGCCGCCGGCGGGUCAACCUGGACUCGCUGGGCGAGAGCAUCCGCCGCCUGACGGCCCCCGCGCCUCAGACCAUUCGGCAGACUCUUCAAAAGACACUGCAGUAUUUUGAGCAUCAAGUUAUUGGUUACAGAGAUGCAGAGAAGAAUUUUCACAAUAUAUCAAACAGAUGCUCCUAUACAGACUGCUCUGGCAAUGAAGAAACUGAAGAUGUCUCAGGAAUUCUCCAGUGUACGGCUAAUGUGCUUGGUCUGAAGUUUGAGGAAAUGCAAGAGAAGUUUGGGGAGGAAUUCUUCAAUAUCUGCUUUGAUGAGAAUGAAAGAGUUCUUCGAGCUGUAGGUGGGACCCUUCAAGACUUCUUCAAUGGCUUUGAUGCUUUGCUGGAGCAUAUUAGAACUUCAUUUGGAAGACAGGCCACCCUGGAAUCUCCUUCUUUCCUAUGCAAAGAACUCCCUGAAGGCAAUCUCAUGCUUCAUUAUUUUCACCCACAUCAGAUUGUGGGAUUUGCAAUGACAGGAAUGAUAAAAGCAGCAGCAAAGAAGAUUUACCGCUUGGAAGUAGAAGUAGAACAGGUCACAAAUGAUAAGUUGUGUUCAGAGGGGACAAACCCAGGUAACUGCAGUUGUUUGACUUUCCUUAUCAAAGAACAUGAAAAUGCAAAUACCACAAAAACACUUCCACCAGGAACUUCCCACUCCCCCUUAGACCUGAGGAUUAGUAUCAGCACCUUCUGCAGAGCUUUCCCCUUUCACCUGAUGUUUGAUCCAAACAUGCUGGUUCUCCAGCUCGGAGAAGGUCUUAGGAAGCAGCUCAGAUGUGACACUCAUAAAACGCUGCAAUUCCAAGAGUGCUUUGACAUAGUCUCUCCUAAAAUCAGUGCCACAUUUGAACGAGUUCUCCUGAGGUUAUCUACACCCUUUGUCAUUCGGACCAAACUUGAGGAUUCUGAUUCUGAAAGUAAAGAUAAGGUGAUGGAAAUUAAAGGACAAAUGAUUCAUGUGCCAGAAUCAAACUCGAUAUUGUUCCUGGGUUCCCCCUGUGUGGACAAGUUGGAUGAGCUGAUGGGCCGAGGCCUCCAUCUUUCGGACAUACCUAUCCAUGAUGCUACUCGUGAUGUCAUACUGGUUGGGGAGCAAGCAAAGGCACAGGAUGGCUUGAAAAAACGAAUGGAUAAGCUGAAGGCAACGCUAGAAUGUACACACCAAGCCCUGGAAGAGGAGAAAAAGAAGACAGUAGAUCUCCUUAUUUCUAUUUUCCCUGAAGAGGUUGCUCAGCAGUUGUGGCAGGGGCAGCAGGUUCAGGCCAGGAAGUUUGAUGAUGUCACCAUGCUCUUCUCGGACAUUGUUGGUUUCACUGCCAUCUGUGCUCAGUGCACGCCCAUGCAGGUCAUCAGCAUGCUCAACGAGCUCUACACACGCUUCGACCACCAGUGUGGAUUCCUUGACAUCUACAAGGUGGAAACAAUAGGUGAUGCGUACUGCGUUGCAGCAGGGCUCCAUAAGAAAAGCCUUAGUCAUGCCAAAGCCAUUGCCCUGAUGGCAUUGAAGAUGAUGGAGCUUUCAGAAGAGGUUCUUACUCCAGAUGGAAGCCCGAUUAAGAUGAGGAUAGGCAUUCACUCAGGUUCGGUGCUGGCCGGCGUCGUUGGUGUGAGAAUGCCACGCUAUUGUCUCUUUGGGAACAACGUCACCCUUGCGAGCAAGUUCGAGUCAGGAAGUCACCCACGCCGCAUCAAUGUCAGUCCCACCACAUACCAGCUUUUGAAAAAGGAAGAAAAUUUUAUUUUUAUCCCUCGUUCCCGUGAAGAGCUUCCAGAAAAUUUUCCAAAGGAAAUUCCUGGGAUCUGUUACUUCCUGGAGGUCAGAAGUGGUCAGAAGCCGCCAAAACCUUCCAUCACAUCUGCCAGAGUGAGAAAGGUGUCUUACAACAUCGGCACCAUGUUCCUCCGGGAGACCAGCCUAUGAGGUCUGCUGCAGAUCAAAGACUUGUCAAAAAAGCACAAGCCCAGAACUGGGUCA